Messenger RNA from Scaptodrosophila lebanonensis, 903 nucleotides. It is a transcript of the gene 140up, whose product is annotated as RPII140-upstream gene protein. The record is from RefSeq and is a predicted model, not a curated record. The transcript has 4 exons. Gene Ontology annotation, cellular component: mitochondrion. NCBI's taxonomy places the organism in Eukaryota, Metazoa, Arthropoda, Insecta, Diptera, Drosophilidae. The coding region runs from base 35 to 829 and encodes 264 amino acids.
UAUUUUCAUACAUUGAAUUAAAGGAUAGAUUUCUAUGAAGUUCCUUUUCAAAAGUGGGCGAUUUUUGAUCGCCGGCGUUGUGCCAGGCAUAGAUUUGAAGGCUCACGAUGUCAUCGUCGACAAGGAAAGUAAAACCUACAAAUCGUACCUAGAGCGGAAACCCCCCAAUGAAACCGGCUUGGACAGAUUAAAGCAUAUUUUCACAGUAGAUGAAUUUGGGAGCAUAUCUUCUGAACUCAACUCUAUCUACCAGGCUGGCUUUUUGGGAUUUCUUGUAGGGGCACUAUAUGGUGGCGUUACACAAUCGCGUGUCAGCUACAUGAACUUUAUGGAGAACAACCAAGCCACGGCUUUUAAAUCUCAUUUAGAUGCAAAAAAAAAACUGCAGGAUCAGUUCACUGUCAAUUUUGCAAAGGGCGGCUUCAAAUGGGGCUGGCGUGUGGGCCUGUUCACCACAUCAUACUUCGGCAUAAUCACCUGCAUAUCGGUGUACCGUGACAAAUCCUCUAUUUAUGAGUACUUGGCGGCAGGUUCGGUGACUGGCGCAGCUUAUAAAGUUAAUCUAGGACUGCGUGGCAUGGCAGCUGGGGGCUUAAUUGGUGGCUUCUUGGGUGGUAUUGCGGGCGUGACAUCGCUACUGCUGAUGAAAGUCUCCGGUACUUCGAUGGAAGAGGUACGCUAUUGGCAAUACAAAUGGCGCCUGGAACGCGAUGAGACUAUAGCACAAGCCAUGAAGAAACAAGCCGAAAGAGCAGGCGAGACGCCUAAGCUAUUCACAGCACAUGACGAGAAGGUUGGUGAUCAAGUGACGCUUGAGUCAGUCAAGUAAAGUCCUGGCUAAAUACAUACAUACAUAGUUAGUAGGAAAAAUGUUAACUGUUUUGAAUACAUACAUAAUAUAAA